AUGGCCUCGGCUAGGUCCGGCUACGCCGUCAUCAUUACUGCAAGUAAGACAGGGCUGGGCCUCUCGCGCGCCCAGAAGACGGCCAGGACGCAUGCGCCCCUCGUGGCGCAGCUCCCGCCCGACGUCUGUAGCGCAGAGACUGCCCCGCACCUGCCGCCUAGCUUCGUCGAUAGCGGCAUACAUAGAGCGGCCGGACGCCAUGCGCGCGCCGGUCCGUCAUUUAAUUCAGAUAGCCACUGCGCACGUUACACUAGCCACGCCCCGGCCGCGCCCGCCAUCUCGCGCCGUCCCCGGCCCCUGCGCUCGGGACGGCCGCCCCUGAGAGACGCUCGAGGGCCGCGGCCCGGCUGUAGUGCGUCGGGUCCCAGUUGCCUGGCUACACGCCUUCCGGCCACCAAGACUACGUACCGCGAAGAACUCGCAUACAUAGCGCACCAGACUGCAUCGCAGACGAACCCAGCCGGCCGGCUGCGUUUUCGGAGCAUGCAGGGCAGGCGCGCUUCCUCGACGCGGCCGCCGGGACGCAGCGUACCGGAGGCUUCGCGACUACGGAAAUUGUCCAACGCAAAGCUGCUCGUAGUUUUCGGAACGGUUUCACUAGUGUGA
Eremothecium gossypii ATCC 10895 is the source of this 606-nucleotide messenger RNA. RefSeq names its product ACL049Wp. Lineage: Eukaryota; Fungi; Ascomycota; Saccharomycetes; Saccharomycetales; Saccharomycetaceae. Bases 1 to 606 code for a protein of 201 amino acids. The transcript has a single exon. The record is from RefSeq and is marked provisional.